GGCAAACCGCCAUGGCCAUGGCUUCGGCUCUUCUGGCGACCGUGGAUCCGCUUCCUGCGUCGAUCCCGGUGAAGGCGAUGCCGCGUUGCGCCUUCAGCUGUUUAGGAUGCACUUCUCAUGAUGCCCGCCGGAGUCACGAGGAGCUGAGCCUUGUGGAACAUGUGCGACUUCUUUUGCAGGCGGUGAUCGAGAUGAAGCGCAGCCUCGAGCAGGUCCAUGGCAAGGCCAUCCGAGAUGAGAUUCUCGGAGGACCAUGCGACCUGCCGAUGGAGCCCGAACCACCCGUUGAAAACGCCGCGGAAAAACCACCCAGCCGUGCGAGCUCGGAAGCACUGGGGCAGCGAUGGCCCCCCAGUUCCGAAACGGUGGAGGUACCUCCCCCGCGCACCGCGCAUGGCGCGCCACUUCCGGCGCCCUGCACGCCGCCAGCAGCGCCAGAGUCGCCGGAGUCGCCGGAGACGCCGGCGCCGGCACAGUGGAGAGAAGUGCCAGGAACAGUGCCCGCACUCACUGCUCCACCUGUGCUUGUGCCAAUGGCGGCGCCCGAAGUCUCGGACACGGGACAGAUGGAUUUGCUGCAGCUGCUGAAUACCCAAGCGCACCAGGAACCGCCAGAGGUCAAAGUGGAAACCACUGCAGCUGAGGCGGAAGAGGGCCCUGCGGCCAAGGACGCAACUGGCCGGACUGUGCUGACUCGCACCCUGCAACUGCCCGGCCUGGCUGAGGCUCCUGCACCGGACCCGGCCCGAGGAGGCACUGCAGCUCCUGUGAGUGCUGGAGUCCAACGGACCUCCAUCGCAGCGGCCUUGUGGCAAACCACUCCGGAGGAGCCGGCAGUGCCGGAGGUCUCAGCGGCUGCGGCCAGCGCAGCCGCGAGCGCCACUGGUGGCGCUGCCGCUGACGUUGCUGAUGAGACCAAGGACUCCGACGAAGCGGCCUUCGCGAUGUUGAACCGUGCCACCGCGCAGUUACAGCAGAACAGGCUCUCCCACGGCGAGGCGGCCGAGACCUUCAGCGAGCUGCUGGCACAGCUGCCACCGGGGCGCCUGCGCUGCAGCGCUCUGCUGAACCGCGCGCAUUGCUACGUGGGCAUGGGCAAACUGGAAGCUGCGCUGGCCGACAUUGAAACCAUCACGCAAGGUGGCCCCACAGAAGACGGCUUUGAUCCCAAGCAGUGGCACAAGGUGUGGAUGAGUCGAGGUGGCAUUCGCCGGAAGCUGGCGCAGCUUCAGGGGUCGGAAGAGCUCUACGCCCAGUCCAAAGCCGACUACGAGUAUGUGCUGUCCAUUCGACCACUGAACGAGAGCUAUGUGACGAAAGCGCGGCGAUGUCUCCAGCAGCUUGCGGCCAGGGAGAGCGAGCGAGGGCGGAGUGGGCGAGACAGCGAGGGGAAGGCGCAGGCCUCUCCCUCCCCAAAGCGGCGACGGCUAGACGCAUCAAGGAGUCGCUCGCGCUCUCCCGCCCCAGCACCUUCCACUGCCGCUGUGGAGAUGGCUCCAGAGACGGGGCGGGGCCCAAAGCUACCGUUAGGCUCCAAGGCUUUGCAGGCCUUGCCAGAAGACGCCGUGGCAGCGGGCCGGCGGCUCUUUUGGGACGGUGCAGUGAGUAGCCGACCCAGUGGAGCGCCGGCAACCAGUGAGAGGCGCUACGAAGUCUCGGUGCAAGGCGUCACUGAAGUGGUACAGCUGCACGCCACUGAAUCUUCAUGGAGUGGAAGCUGUAGCUGCAGGCUGAGCUCCCAUUGUAAGCAUGUCGCUGCAGCUCUCUGCGCGUUGGAGCAGGAAGAGAAGACGGAGCUUCCUGCAGAACCCUUACCAUCCUCUGGCGUGGCCAUGCAGGCACCUGCAGCCUGUGGCUUCCGUUUGGAGCAGUUAGCGCGGCAGCUGGAGAGGAAGACGAACGAUGAGUUGAAGAACUACCUUAGGCUGAAUCAGCAGCUGCUGAGCGGCGCCAAAGCGGAGCUGGCGCAGCGCCUGGCGGAGAACGCCAUCUUCGGCGCGCUGGCGCCCUGCGACUUCGUUGCCACGGCCCAAGGUGCGGUGGCCACUUACACCCUGAAGAGCCCCUGCUGGCGCCCAACACCACGUACUUCUGCAAAAGACAGUUGAGAGAUCGUGAAGCCUGUGGCUACGAGGAAAUCUCCGAUUUGGCCAGGCCUCAGGUGCGCUGGUGGAGCGCCGGCCCUUCUUGGGCGCUGAAGAGUUGCUGAA
Molecule: messenger RNA, 2210 nt
Organism: Cladocopium goreaui
Lineage: Eukaryota; Dinophyceae; Suessiales; Symbiodiniaceae
Source: the annotation of a GenBank genome assembly